GAAACUUUUCCAACAUCAGCACAUAAACGUGCAGUUUUCUUUUAAGUAAACUCUUGAAAUGUAUUCUAAUGUAUGUAGUCACAAUUUAACCAGUUCCCUAUGAUGGUCAUCUUAGGCUGAUUCUAAGAAUUAAUAUUAUAAACAAUGUUGCAUAUACAUAUAUCUUUGUAUGUAUCAUGCCAAUAUAGCCAAGGAGUAAAUUUGUAGCGGUGGAAGUACAUGGUUUGCCUGAGUUUUGUUAGCAACUGAAAACUAUGUAUUUUCAGGAUAUAUAAUAUUUAUAGCUCAUUAAAAGUUUCUAGUCAACACAGGGUUACACAUAUCUACACCACCUCGUUUGUCAGGAGACCUUUGACAAAAGGAAAAUAAGACCUUGGAAGAAAAGUCUUUGUCCUUAUUCCUUUUAGAGCUUCCUUUAGCCAUCUGCAAUUCACUGAUAAUUAGCAUCCACCACCAUCUCCUGGAACUGAAGACAGCUUUUCUAGAGAUUAAAAGUAUCACUAUAUUUAAUUCAAAAUCUAAUGCAAUGUAAAACAAUUAUUUUUAUAAUUCCAUUAUCUUAAUAUGGAACAAUAAUGCUGAUAUUGCCACUAAAAAUUAGCUGGCAUUAUCUAUUAAAAUUGAUCACAUGCAUUUCUCAUGACCCAUGAACCUAUCCCUAUAUACACAUCAGAAAUGAGUACAUGUAUCUGUCAAAAGUGUUCUAUGAGAAUGUUUGCAGCAGCAUUAUUCCCAGUAGCCUCAAAGGGAAACAACACAAAUGCCCUUCAACAGUGGAAUGCAUAAAUUGUGCCAUACUCAUAAAAAGGAAUAAUACACAACAGUGUAAAUUAAGAAAUUAUUACCAUAGAAACUACGGAUGAACCUCAUGAACAUAAUGUGAAUUUGAAUAGAGCCAGACACAAAGGAGUACAUAAUAUAUGAUUCCAAAGAAUCAACAGGAAAAAUGAAUCUGCAGUAUGUGUUGGCUAAUGACUGGAGGGGUAAUGAGGUGCUGAUCUGUGUAAUGUGCUAGCAUUCUAUUUUUUGACUUGGAUGGGUUUUGCAUAGGUAUCUUCAGCUUGUGAUAAUUAUCAGCAGAGGGGAGAGUAUGCACACAAUUCUUCAGGAUGAGAUUGGUGACAUGUAGAGAAAAGGGGGAAAUGACUGUCGUUUAAAAAAAGUCAAUUCCCUCCUUCCCACUUCCCCAGCUCUCCAUUUCCUAGGAAGAGAGCCCAGGGAAAAGUAAACAAAGAAAUAAAUUCGACCUCAAACUCUCAAACAGAUCUGGAGACUCAAAUAUCCAUCGCUCUGGGCAAAAGGCAUUCCUAAAUUUGUCCAAGGUACAAAAACUACCACUCUAACCACGUUUCUUCGCUGCCCGGGGUCCGAUAAGUAAAAACCAAUUAUUUAUUUAUCUUUAAGUUACUUCCAACCUCGCUGCCUCGAGCUUCCGAAUCACCUAGGCAACCUGGAAGCUACCCAUCUAAGGGGGUGGGGUCGAAUCCCAGCCUUGACGCCUUAGCAACCGAGCCAGUCUUUCUCGCGUCCCAGCAACGCGCCCCGCCCUUUCCUGUCGGGCCUAUUCUCCCUGGUGCCCCUCCCUUCCUCGAGGCUGCAGCUCACCCCUCACUGGGUCUCUCCCUGGUCCGGCAGGCACGGGUCUGCACACUCUCACUCAGUGCCAGACAGCAGUUCCUGCGGCUCCUGCGGUGGGAGCCGCCGGAGAGCCAGGGCAGUGGGGAGGGACGGCGAGAAAGAAUGUUUAAGUUUAUUUAAGAAAGAGGAAAAAAGAGUCAACAGAUUCAGGAUUUUCGUCAUUCUGAUUUUUAAGGCACAUCCAAAGCUCCGUGGAGAAGGGGCUGGAGGGUGGGAGAAUCAUUUUUGUAUACACUCCAUAUAAGAGAGAAGAGACCCAUCGAAGAUUCAGUACGGAGUCACCUGGAAAUUGGAGAUGUUGGAUACGAUCGCCCAUGCCCUGCAGGACCUGGGCAGGCAGGUGCUGCCCACUCUGCCCUCGCUGAGCCAGGAGGAAGUCUCUAUUAUCUGGGGGAAUGUAUCAGAAUUUGUGGGACGGCAGUUAACCCUGCACAAGGGGGUUCAGAUUCCAGGAUUUGGAACUUUCACUUUCAUGAGACAAAAACUUGAGGUGGGAAACAACAAAUUUAUCUUAAUCCAGAGGCCUGUGUUUAUUAUGGCGGAGAAGCUAGUGCAGAUCCAUGGACUCAAACAAAACAAAGUAUAUACUCCUGGUGAUAUCCCAAUUGUUCCACUUAAUUUUGUCAUGAUAUCCCUGGAGGGUCCAUUUAACAGAGAUGUAGUGGAAGGAUGUGUGAAGGAGACGUUGCUUUUUUUAUCGCGAUCCAUUUCCAUGAAACAAAACGUGGAGUUUACAUUCAAAGGAAUUGGGGUCCUCAUGAUCAGAGACAACAAAGUGAAGAUGAGGUUUUAUAAAGACUUCCUUUGUACCAUGGAUGAAAGUGGGGCUUUGGCAAAGGCCCUAGCAAACAGGCCUGGCACUGUGGACUCGGUGUUGUCCAGCAGAGAGGCCUUGAGGAAGUGGCCCAGCAGUGUGCUUGCGUUUCCAAGGAUUGAGCUCAAGGAGACGGAAAACAAACUGCCUAUGGAGACCCUUGUAGAAGAAUGUGGAGAGAAUAGAGAAAGGAAGUACAAGUUAAAAGACCAGUCAGACAAAGAAGAAGGCAUCAGAGAUAUCUCAUCACCCAAGAGACUUCGAGAUAGACAAGCUUUGUUCCCUGCCAAAGUGACAAAUGUCAGCUUGCUGGAAAAGGACCGAAGUGAGAGUGGUGAGAAGAUUAUGACCUCUGAAAGCUUAUCAUCUCCAAGUUGUCUGAAACAUGACAGUGACAUGAAGCCCCAAACAUCUCCAGCUUGUCAGGAUCAUGAUAAGGCAGGACAGGAAAUGUGCUAUGUAUGUUUGCAACGAGCACAACGAAAUUCCCCAUUGUACUACGGUGAGGAAAGGAGGAGAGAGAUAGAAGAUGAGAGACUCAUACAGCAGUAUCAGAUGUUGAAAGAUCAGGAGGCUCUCUUCAGACACCAGCUGAAAAGUCUGGCUACUAGAGAACAGAAUCAGAAAAAUGCUGCCUAUAAUCUUGGAGUUGCUGAAGCUAUAAGAAGCCACAAGAAUGAGAAACCAGAAUUUUAUAAGUCCUUCCUAUUUGACAAACGGCCACUCAGUCCUGCGUUUAAUGCUCUUAAGCAAGAGGAAUAUUCCCGGAGUCUUCUGAAACAAAUGGAUAACAGACAGGAAAACGAAAUAAAGCAAAGACAAUACAGAGAGUUGAUGGAUCGCCUGGAACAAGUGCAACUCACAGAGGAACUUGCUGUGCAAAGAGCGAAAUUUUUAAAAGAUAAGAUGGAAGAAACACAGUGUUACAAGAGAGCUUUGGAUGCACAGAUAAAGAACAAACCCUCCCGGCUGCCGCCCUUUGAGCCAGACUCCUCUGAGCCCAUCUUUGGUAAGAAUGAGGGUGAACUGAUAGUGGAAAAGCAAAAGCGAGAACAAAAUUACAUGAAACACCAGCUGGAGGCAGCUGCUAACCACAAGAGGAAAGCCAUCCUGCAUCAACUAGUGGACCAGAGGCGGGAUUUGCAAAUGCUUCAGAGGACACAAAGAGAGCAUGUGGCAGACAGAGCCGCUGAGCUGGAGCGAGUAAAUAGAAUCAACCAAUGCUUACAGGAGGACUGGGAAAGGAGUGCUGCGAUGAAGAAGCAGCGAGACCUGGAGGAGAAGGCUUUUGAACGGGCUUCAGACAAGCUGUUUCUCCUAGACCAGUGUGAGAAGUAUCGGCGCUGCAAGCAGUGCCAGAGACGCACCUCCAAUGUGGGCGAGAGCAACCUGUGGCCCCUGAACAAGUUUCUGCCAGGCUCCCGGUUGCUUGUGUAAAACUCAAAGUUUGGAUCUGUGUUUCCUGGGGAAAGUUUUUAUCUUUUACAUGUUUGGGGGUGAUUGUGAAACUGCAUAUUUUUACCUCAGAGAAAAAAAUCAUUGUUUAGGUUUGGUGCUUUCAUUAGAUUGCUUGUUAAGCCCUUAUUGAAUUCACUCCUGCCUUUCUCCCACCUCCACUUAUUUCCUAUACUCGUCUCUGAUGGCAGUGAAGGUGUCUAAAUGGUCCUGAGGGCUAGAACCUGCUGCACAGGGGCUGGGAAGGGGACCCAGAUUCAUUAUGGCUGCUGGGGUACUGCUGACCCAGCCCUGCUGCUGCUCCAUGACUUUGUGUACAAAACUUUUUUCGUCUGUAAUGAAUAGUGGCAAUAAUAAAUAUUUUCUAAGUGCC
Molecule: messenger RNA, 4280 nt
Organism: Chlorocebus sabaeus (green monkey)
Lineage: Eukaryota; Metazoa; Chordata; Mammalia; Primates; Cercopithecidae
Gene: CCDC81
Product: coiled-coil domain containing 81
Cellular component (GO): microtubule organizing center
Source: RefSeq, a predicted model, not a curated record